AUGGAAGGAAGGAAGAGUGUGGGGGGUUUGGAAAGAUUUAGGAGCGCGAGUGCAAGUGAGGCUGAGAGCGUAGGGAGUAUCGAAGACUGGGUGAAAAAGAGAAAGAGAGAGGAGGAGGGGGAGGAAGGAAAGCAGAUAGAUAUAUCGAUUAAGAGUAAGAAAACGCCGAGAUCACCGGUGGCAGGCAGGAAAGGAAAUAUAAGGGAAGGGGGGAGUAGUAGCGGAGCAGAAAAAAGGGAGUUGGGGGGAGGGGGGUUAGAGAAAGCAAUGUGGGAAUGGAAAGAGGAGAUGAGGACGAUGAUGGAAGGGACGAUGAGGAAAGUAAUGGAGCAAAUAGGAGAACAGGGAAGAAUUAUGGAAGAAAUAAGAAAGGAGUUAAGAGAACAGGACAAAAAAUGGAGGAAUGAGGUAGACAGAUGGACAGAACAUAGUAAGGGACUGGAGAAGCGAAUAAUCGAACUAGAGAGGGAAAAGGGAGUGGAUAGAAAGGAGGGGGGAAGAGAGGGAAAUGUAAAGGGAAAAACGGAAGUAGAGAUGAGAGUGAAGGAGUUGGAGAAACAGAUAGAAAGGAAAGAGAGGAAGGAUAGGAAGAAAAAUCUGAUAAUAAGAGGGAUGGAGGUGAGUGAGGGAGGGGGGAGGGAGGCGGUGGAGAAAGUAUUCGAUAGAAUAGGGGUUAAGGCAACGAUAGAGGAGGUGAGGAAAUUAGGAAGGGGUGAAGGAGCAAACGAGACAAUAUGGGUGAGACUGAAGGAUGAGGAACAGAGAAUGGAGAUAAUGAGCAGAAAGAAUAAACUGAGGGGUAGGAAGGAGAGGAUCAUAGAGGACUGGACAUGGAAAGAGAGGAAGAUGAGAUGGAGGUUAGAGGAGAUAGCAGGGAAAGAGAUGAGAAGAGGUAGGAAAGUAUGGAUAGGAUAUGGAAAAAUAAGGAUAGAAGAGAAAUGGUGGAGGUGGGAUGAAGAAGAGGAGGUGUUAGUAGACGGGAGAGGAGCAAUUAGAGAAGAAGACGAAGGAGAAAAGGAAAAAAUAUAG
Camponotus floridanus (Florida carpenter ant) is the source of this 1029-nucleotide messenger RNA. RefSeq names its product golgin subfamily A member 6-like protein 2. NCBI's taxonomy places the organism in Eukaryota, Metazoa, Arthropoda, Insecta, Hymenoptera, Formicidae. The coding region runs from base 1 to 1029 and encodes 342 amino acids. The record is from RefSeq and is a predicted model, not a curated record. The transcript has a single exon.